AUGGUGUUGGAAAAGCAUUUUGAGUGCAAGGUUACUGAUGGAAGAGGGGUGAGGAAGAGAGUGGGAGAUGGGAAGACUAUAGACAUCUGGAAGGAUAGAUGGAUCCCUGGGGUGGCAGGAGUGAAGGAUACCAAGGAUAGACUCUUCUGGGCACAUUCUGCUUCUGGGGAGUACACUGUCAAGUCUGGUUACAGGUCUGCUCAGGAGAGGAAGAUAGGGAGGAGGGUGAGAAAUAGUCAUGAAGAAUCUGGAUGUAGGAAUGAGGGUAUUCUGCCAGUCAAUGAAAACAUCAAGGCUGGGAGCAUGCAAGGCAAUCCACUAUGUAAAUGCUGUGAGGUCUGUUCAGAGUCGACUGAACAUAUGUUGUUUCUAUGUAAUCAUGCAGAGGCUAUUUGGAAAAUGGCUCCAAUUCAGUGGGAUGGUUUGGAAAGUUUGAGAGGGAAGUUUUGGUUGUGGUGGUCUGAGUUGGUGGAGGCAACAGUUAGGGAGAAGGGGGAGGAGCACAUUACUUUCACAGUCAACCUGCUAUGGCAAAUAUGGAAGGAUAGGAAUGAGAUAAACUUCAAUGGAAAGGGUAGGGCUCCAGGAGUGGUGGUACAUAAGGCAUUAACAGAAUGGUUAGAGUACCAGGAGAUCCAAGGUGAGGGAAUGGAGGAAGAGAGGGAGUUAAGGCAAAGGGUAAGGAAGCAAGAAAGAUGGGCUGCUCCUGAUAAAGGGUGGAUCAAGUUGAAUACUAAUGCUGCCUUGAAUCAGCAGACAAAUAAAGCUGGCUGGGGUAUUGUUGCUAGAGAUUGGAAGGGGAAGUUGGUUGCUACAUUGGCUUGUCCUUCCUUUACAUAUUCAGCACCAAUACUCGAGGAGGCAUUGGCAAUCAGAACUGCAAUGGUUAAACUGCUUUGGAAGGCUGGGAAAGGAUCAUUAUAG
Molecule: messenger RNA, 924 nt
Organism: Coffea arabica (coffee)
Lineage: Eukaryota; Viridiplantae; Streptophyta; Magnoliopsida; Gentianales; Rubiaceae
Source: RefSeq, a predicted model, not a curated record